This is a messenger RNA of Saprolegnia parasitica CBS 223.65, 562 nucleotides long. RefSeq lists its product as hypothetical. Lineage: Eukaryota; Oomycota; Saprolegniomycetes; Saprolegniales; Saprolegniaceae. The transcript is spliced from 3 exons. The record is from RefSeq and is a predicted model, not a curated record. Bases 185 to 562 code for a protein of 125 amino acids.
GACCCGCUCGUUGAGCAUUCCUAUGUUGUUGGGAGUCGCCCGGGCGGCCUGAGCUCGGUCAUUGGCAUGGUGGUCAUGGACGACGAAGACGACUUGACGUUCGAGUCGGUGCGACCUCGUAUUGAGCUCCAGCGAGACGGCAGCGUCCAGCGGUAGUCCACGCCAAUGUGGCCACCACCGAGAGAUGCGUAGGCGGCACAUCAUGUACCAAGAAGCACUUUUCCUCAUGACAUCGAGCGCCAACCCGCACCAAUGGCCGGUGAAAGCGCUGCAGACGUACUGGUUGGGGUAUUACGCCCACGAAGACGACCUUGUACCUACCGUCAUCCCGACGGCCGACGAGCAAAAGCCGCUCCGCGCCGUCCUCGACAUGAAGUCAACCAAGCUCACCGCCGACUUGAUCCUCAUUCCCCAGAGCCAGAUCGGUCCCGUGUGCAACGCGUGCUGCCAAGGCUGCGCAGAGUGUCCACCCAUCGCCCCAUGGCACCCAACGCAUUCCGAAGCUGCCAAGGAGCCAGAAACCCUUACACUGGCGGCGAGCGCGCCGCCGGCAGAGCUGUGA